AUGUCAUCACAAUUGAAUAUCGACGAUGUCAUUAAACACGUAGAAUUACUUUAUACAACAAGAAACCCAGAAGAAGUAAGGAUAGUUCAAGAACAAUUACAAGUUUUUCAAAAAAAUGAAUAUAGUUUUCAAUUAGGCGUUGAAUUAUUACAUAAUCCGAACAAUCAAGUUCGAUAUUUUGGAGCAUUAACUAUUACAGUUUAUUUGAAUACAUAUGGAUCAGAUGAUUUCAUUGCCAAGUUCGUACAAAUACUGAAUAUUUUGGAGCAAUUGAUUGAAGAAAAUUACAACGCUAAUUCAUUUAUUAUAAGGAAGUUAAUGAGUAAUUUAUCAAUCUUAUAUAUCCAACAUUUUGAAGAAUUUGAUUGUGUUCUACUUUUCAUUCGAUGUCUAAAACAUAAUGAAAAUGAAACUAUUUCUACCUUUUUAUCAACCUUGCAUGAUGUCAAACAAUUGGAAAUACUAAUUCUAUUUCUUCAAAUUUUAUCUGAAGAAAUUCAGAAACUUAUCACUUUCUCAUUAGAUUUACAUUCAGUAAUUUAUAAAACCAUAUUUGUACACCUUCAAGAAGUAUACUCAUUUUUGUUACAUGAAUACUCAAAUCUUAGCGAUAACCUACUACUACUACUGUUGGAGUGUUUAAGCGCAUGGGUCGUUUAUUUUUCCAAAGCUGAAGCAAGAUCUGAACAAAGAUAUUCCAAUGAUUUGAAUUUAUUAAUCCAAUUUACAUUAAAAGAAUUAGAGGACGGGUUUGAUAUUAAAAAGAUGGAUUUAUAUAAUAAGUCUUUUACUGUUUUAACAGAAUUCAUCGAUCACAUUCCAAGAGUCAUGAAUCCUUUUAAAUCCAAAGUAGAAGAGGUAUUCUUUACUCCAAAUAGGUUCGGCAUGUCCUUUUUUAACACAGUCUUUUCAAGUCAAGAUUUUUUGGAUGAAUAUAAAAUGGAGGUUGAUAAUUAUGUAAAUCUUUUGGUAAAUUUUUUAGAGACGAAUAUGAUACACAUGACAAGGAAUUUACUUGAUGAGAAAAAUUUUGAAACGAUAAAAAUAAUCAUUGCUAUAACAAAUGCUAAAGGUAGACCACUUAUUGAUGAGAAUAUAAGUUAUUGUCUUGCCUCAUUUUGGGAGGACUUUUGUAACACUUUAAUUGAUGACGAAGAUGUGAGAAAGGAAACGUUACAAAAUAAUUCAAAAUUAAUUGAGGAUUAUAAUAAUCGACGAAAUUCAAUAUUAAUGGAAGUGGCAGUAAUAUAUUUUGAAAAAAUACAGAGAUAUUCUGAUGAACCACUAUCAGAAUUUUCCAGAUAUCGUACAAUUGUUUCCGACUUAUUUAUAUUAUUUUAUACAAUUUUAGGUAUACCAUUAUUUGCCACACUUUGUGAUUCAAUAGGUACAGAUUUGAUAGUCUCGGAAGCAGCUAUAUAUUUGUUACAUAAAAUUACGGUUGAUAUUAGAUUUUAUGAUGAUGAUGAUGACGAUGAGACGAAAAACCUACCUUUGAUCAAUCAAUUUGAUAGUUUAUUUCAAAAUAAAUUGUUACAUGUAAUUAAUAAUGACUUUAGAGAUCAACAAAUUACAAUAAGUUUGUUAAACUUCAUGUCAAUAUUACCAUUCUUUUAUAAAUCAGAGGUUGGAAAUAAAUACCUUUCAUCAAGUUUUGAAUUCCUAUUUAAUAUAAUAAACAAAAAUCCUAAUUCCAACUUAGCUUUAGUUGCUUCAAAAACAAUAUUUAAAAUAUGUCAAAAUACUGAGCAAAAAUUAAUACCCUUUUUACCUCAAUUAGAACUAAUUGUGCUGAAUAUGUUAAAAGACCCAGCACUAGAUGGUUUAAUACGUGAACGUAUAACUUUUUCAUAUGUUUCAAUACUUAGGUCGCAAAAGAAUCAACGUGAUUUUGGUGAUAAAAUAUUUGCAAUUUUACAUCUCGUGAUCCAUCAGAAAGAUCAAGCUGAUGAGAGAUCAAAUGAAGAUUAUGUGGUUAGCUUGUUAGCAUGUGUUAACGAAAUUAGCAAAGCAUGUCAACUACCAGAAGAAGUAGAAGAUUAUUUUAAUAUAACACAAUUAGAAGAAUUUAAAACAUAUUGGCAAGCUGAUCCUUUAAAUAUUCGAAGUUAUAUUUUGGAAAUUUUAAAAAUUUUUUCAUUAGAUUCAUCAAGUUUAAGUCAGAAUACAAUAGUUACUGAAAAAUGUUGCAGUAUAUUAAAAUCAGGAUUGAAUGAAACUUUACCAGGUCCAUUCACAUUUGAUUUGAAUUUAAUUAUACAAUAUAUUAUGGCAAAAGCUUUAAGAUCCCCUCCAGCUUCCAUUGAUCGUAUUCACAACUUACUCAUUAGUGUCAUAUUAACAAACCUUAAAAAAUUGGAACAAGUCCAAGUUGAGGAAUUAUUAAUUAAAGUAGUAUUUGACAUUGCACAAACUAUUCAAUCAGAUGAGGAUUUAAUCAAAUCAUCAUUAGAUGUAUUUCAUUCAAUUAUUGACUUGAAACCAAGUUUGUUAAUCUAUUCAUCGGAUUUAUUUAAUCAUGUAUUACAGUUCGCGAUAAAUUCAUUCAGUAAAAAUGAAACAUCAAUAAUUAAAUCAACUGUCAAAUUUUGGAAUACUUUAUUGGUUUUGAGGAAGGGUACUCAAAAAGAUCAAGAAUUUAUAAGAAGUCUAAUGGUAGACGAAACUAAUGGUAAAUCUUUAGGUUUCCAAUUGGUUGAGCAUCUAACAGUAGCUUUCAUAUUAUCAGCUAGGUCGAAUUUGGAUUACUACUACCCAUUAUUUAGAACUUUAAUAAGUAAAAAUUCCAUAGAUCUCAAAAGAUGGUUAACUGAAGUAUUGGAAAAUUUUCAAAAUGGUAAAGUCAAACUUACAAAAGAAGAAUAUAAUCAAUUUAUUGGAAAAUUAAUACUUACAAGAGGUCAAAGAAUUGCUAAUAAUGUUUUAAAAGAUUUUUGGUUGAAAAUUAAUAAGCUAGUAGAUUAUUAA
Lodderomyces pseudojiufengensis is the source of this 2967-nucleotide messenger RNA. It is a transcript of the gene PDR6, whose product is annotated as Pdr6p. The record is from RefSeq and is a predicted model, not a curated record. Gene Ontology annotation, cellular component: cytoplasm; nuclear membrane. The transcript has 2 exons. Gene Ontology annotation, biological process: protein import into nucleus. The coding region runs from base 1 to 2967 and encodes 988 amino acids. Lineage: Eukaryota; Fungi; Ascomycota; Pichiomycetes; Serinales; Debaryomycetaceae.